AAGCCAACUCGCUUAUCUUGUACGAGUACAACUUGUUCUGUAAUCAACUUGGACUGGCUAAACUUUUCCAAAUUAGCCUUCCCUUCCUCUCUUCUUCUUGAAACAAAAGCCAUAUCUUUUCAAGUAAAUUAAACAACAAUUCUUCAAAGCAAGUUCUUAUACUUGACAACAUCUGAUUCAAUCUUUUUGCGACACUUUUCAUGGCGAUAUCUCCCCACGCAUUCCCGCCCCGAAUGCGGCGGCCAUCGGCGGAAGCCUUCGUGUCUCCGAAGCUAAUAUCGGAGACAAAUCUUGUCGAAUCGCUUCUUCUUCUAACAAAAGAGAUCAGCGCUCUUCAACCUCUCCAAUUCCUCCUCCGGCGAAACUCUUCCUCCUUGAUUCGCAAGGCGAAGCUUCUCGCGAUCCUCUUCGAGGAGCUUCUCCGCGGCCCGGCCGCCAAUCUCUUCUCCACCUCCGCCGUCCUCUGCUUCGAGGAGAUGUUCAUCGUCCUGCAAAGAAUCAAGGCGCUCCUCGAGGACUGCUCCAACGGAAGCAGGAUGUGGAUUCUGAUGCAGAACAACUCCAUUUCCAACAACUUCCACGAGCUCAUGGCAGAUUUGUCGACUUUACUGGAUAUUUUCCCCGCCAGAGAGAUCGGAUUGAGCGAAGACGUGGAGGAGCUUGUUUGGCUGGUGAGAAAACAGUGCGCCGAGACAAAAGCCUUCGUCGAUCCAGACGACGAGAAUCUCAGACGCGAGGUAUUGAAUCUUCUCGAUCGGAUCAAGAAAGAAAUCGUUCCUGAUCAGAAGAAUCUGUCCGAAAUUUUCUCCAGAUUAGGGAUCCGCGAUUCCUCCACUUGCAGAGACGAGAUCGAGAGCCUCCAAGACGAAGUCCAGAACCAAACGGACGACAAAUCCAGGUCCGACGCCAUCGCUCUCAUCGGCCUCGUCCGCUACGCGAAAUGCGUCCUCUUCCGCGCGUCGACUCCACGCGCCGCCGAGAUUCGGCGCCGGAAAUCCUCGUCCGAAAUCGCCUUUCCGACAGACUUCCGCUGCCCGAUAAGCCUCGACGUAAUGCGGGACCCGGUCGUCGUGGCGACAGGUCAGACGUACGAUCGCGAGUCGAUAAGGCUGUGGAUCGAGUCAGGACACAACACGUGUCCCAAGACAGGUCAGACCCUGGCCCACACAGAGCUAAUCACCAAUCGCGCGUUGAGGAAUCUGAUCUGUAUGUGGUGCCGGGAGCAGAAGAUUCCCUUCGAUGCAACGGACAGCAAGGACAGACGAAAAGGCGUUGUGUCCAACAAAACGGCGCUCGAAGCGACAAGAAUGACGGCGUCGUUUUUGGUAAACAAGCUAUCCAUUUCCCAGUCAACGGACGACACAAACGGCGUCGUUUACGAGCUCCGAGUCCUAGCCAAAGCCGAUUCGGAGAGCCGAGCCUGCGUGGCCGAAGCGGGAGCCAUACCUCUAUUUGUUCGGCACCUAGGCUCGGAGCACCCGAAUCUCCAAGUCAACGCCGUGACAGCGAUACUCAACCUCUCCAUCCUAGAAGCGAACAAAACGCUGAUAAUGGAGACGGAAGGUGCACUAAACGGUGUUGUCGAGGUCCUAAAAAACGGCGCCACGUGGGAGGCGAAGGCGAACGCCGCGGCGACGAUAUUCUCACUCUCUGGUGUACCCUCCCACAGGAAGAAGCUCGGGAGGAAGACACGUGUGGUGAGGGGAUUGCUCGAGUUGGCCAAGGAGGGUCCCACGUUCUCGAAACGGGACGCUUUGGCGGCGAUACUGAAUUUGGCGGCCGACAGGGACGGAGUGCUCAGGCUGGUGGAGGCCGGCGUGGUGGAGACGACUGUGCAGCUGAUGGACGGGCUACCGGAGGAGGCGGUGACCAUAGUGGAGGUGGUGGUGAAGAGGGGAGGGCUGCUGGCGAUUGCGGCGGCUUACGGCGGGAUUAAGAAGUUGGGAGGAGUUUUGAGGGAGGGGUCGGAUAGGGCGAGGGAGAGCGCGGUGGCGGCGCUUGUGACGAUAUGUAGGAAGGGAGGGGCGGAUAUGGUGGCGGAGCUGGUUGGGGUGGCGGGGAUCGAGAGGGUGGUUUGGGAGGUAAUGGGGACGGGGACGCCGAGGGGGAGGCGGAAGGCGGCGACGCUGCUGAGGAUUCUGAGGAGAUGGGCGGCUGGGUUGGAUGGAGAUCAUUACCAUCUCACGAGCUAUAGUGGUCAUAGCACUACUACUGCUACAACUACUACUGUGGUCUUGCCCGGCUGAAGCUGAUCAUAUUUGUUGGUUGAGUUUGUAAAAUUUUUUUUUCUUUCUUUUUUUCGUUCAUUAUUUGUUCUUUGGUUACAUAUAUGUGAAAUCUAUGAAAAAUCUUGUGCAUGAAUAUAAUUGGUUCCUUCUUUUUAGUAAAAAA
This is a messenger RNA of Morus notabilis, 2391 nucleotides long. Its product is annotated as U-box domain-containing protein 16. Lineage: Eukaryota; Viridiplantae; Streptophyta; Magnoliopsida; Rosales; Moraceae. The record is from RefSeq and is a predicted model, not a curated record. Gene Ontology annotation, molecular function: protein binding; ubiquitin-protein transferase activity. The coding region runs from base 201 to 2246 and encodes 681 amino acids. Gene Ontology annotation, biological process: protein ubiquitination. The transcript has a single exon. Gene Ontology annotation, cellular component: cytoplasm; nucleus.